CUCAGAGGUUUACGUUUUUAAUUUUCUGUCAAAUAUAUCCAGGAAAAUCUCAUCAACAUGAGCAGGGGCCAGCAAAACGAAGAGGAUACCAAUGCGGUGCUGUUCGAUGCCCGAAACGAGUACUACAUUGGCAACUUUAUGGGCUCCAUCAACUUUGUACUGCCCGAGCAGGGAACGGCUGGAGCGGAGCUGCUAUCCUACAUGUACCUGUCGUACCUGGCCAUUGACUCGGGCCGCAUCAUUGCCUCGGACAUCAAGGAGGGAAGCUCGACGCCGCUGCAGGCCUUGCGUCUGGUCCACGAGGCCUUCGAGCAGCCGUCCCGGUGCGAGGAAGUGCUGGAGAAGCUAACCGACAAGGUGGCCGGCGAUGAGGAUGAGACCAAUCUCUGGCACAUUGCCACCGCCAUUGUGUACUGCUACGACGGGCAGUUCGAAAACGCCCUGAAAAUCCUGCAUGGCUCCACUAAUCUCGAGUCGAUGGCUCUCUCUGUGCAAUGCCUGCUGCGCCUCCAUCGUGUCGAUCUGGCCAAGCAGCUGGUGGCCAAAAUGCAGGAGAUCAGCGAUGAUGCCACCCUAACACAGCUUGCUCAGGCCUGGGUGGCCCUAGCGCAGGGUACGGAGCAGAUGCAAGACGCCUUCCACAUCUACCAGGAGUUCUGCGAGAAGUUCAAGCCCACGCCGGCAUUGCUCAAUGGCCAGGCGGUGGUCCACUUGGGCCUGGAGCGCUACGAGGAAGCCGACGCUGCUCUGCGCGAGUCACUGAUAAAGAAGCACAACGACUACGACACUCUGAUUAAUCUCAUGGUUUUGUCGCAUCUGACGGGCAAGCCCUCGGAAAACAUAACGCGGUAUCUGGAGCAGCUGCGUCAAUUUUACCCAAAGAGCGACUUCAUCACGGACCUGGACAAGAAGUCAACAGAGUUCGAUCGCCUCUGUCUGCAGUAUGAUCUAGGUGCCGAGGAGAAACUCUUGGCCGUCUAAUAAUUCCAAGUUUAUAUCAAAACUUUCUAUGUGUAUUCAUUAAAUUACAAUAAAAAUUGAUUAGAAAUGUG
Molecule: messenger RNA, 1052 nt
Organism: Drosophila persimilis
Lineage: Eukaryota; Metazoa; Arthropoda; Insecta; Diptera; Drosophilidae
Gene: epsilonCOP
Product: coatomer subunit epsilon
Exons: 1
Coding region: 58-981 (307 amino acids)
Biological process (GO): retrograde vesicle-mediated transport, Golgi to endoplasmic reticulum; intra-Golgi vesicle-mediated transport; endoplasmic reticulum to Golgi vesicle-mediated transport
Cellular component (GO): COPI vesicle coat
Molecular function (GO): structural molecule activity; protein binding
Source: RefSeq, a predicted model, not a curated record